Molecule: messenger RNA, 3473 nt
Organism: Diabrotica balteata
Lineage: Eukaryota; Metazoa; Arthropoda; Insecta; Coleoptera; Chrysomelidae
Source: the annotation of a GenBank genome assembly
AAAAAUUAAUAUGAUAUUUUGUCUAUACGACAAAAAGAACAGAAGAAACGCGGGGAUCGUAUUUUCAAAUGGCAAUGGCAAAAAGAGAAGAGUGUCAAGGGGCGCUUAUUGAAGAAGGAGACAGUCCGAAACUAAGAACGUACAAAAGACGCUGGUUUAUUUUGUCGAUGUACAUGAUCUACAACGCCCUUGGGUCGUUUCAGUGGAUUUGUUAUUCUAGCAUUACCAAUCUAGUGGUGGAGUACUAUGGUGUUAACAGCAUGGUGGUGGAUUGGACGUCUAUAGCGUACAACGCUAUUUAUCCGUUACUAGUGGUGCCGGCUUCCUAUAUUAUCGACAAACAGGGGCUUAGAGCAGCUGGCGUUCUAGGAUGCUGCCUGACCUUUUUGGGAACUAGCCUAAAACUGUUUUCUUUCCAUCGUGAUAGAUUUUACGUAAUAGUAAUCGGACAAAUCAUUCUCGCCAUCUCGAAUGUUCUUGUUGCCUGUCUCCCUUCAAAGUUAGCUGCUGUUUGGUUCAGCACUAGAGAAGUAACAAUAGCAUGCUCUCUCGGAGUAUUUGGAUCCCAAAUUGGGGUAGCUUUGGGAUACAUUUUUCCUUCGGUGAUAGUAAAUAACCAUGACAGUCCUGAAACGAUAGGUGAAGGAUUAAGAAACUUAAGUUGGUUGCUAGUUUUAAUAGCAACACCAGUGACCACUGCCGUUCUAUGUUAUUUUCCUAACGAACCUCCAGUACCUCCUAGUUUAGUACAAGCCAAAAUCCGAGACUCCAAAGAAGAUUUCCAAAACAAGGUUUUCUUCAGUUCGCUGAAAGACUUAUUUUUAAACAAACCGUUCGUGAUACUCAUGGUCGCUUAUGGUAUUAACAUUGGCGUUUAUUCAGCCGUAUCUACACUUUUAAGCCAGUUCAUCCUUCAGUAUUUCGAGGAUGCUGACACCGAUGUUGGUAGGAUGGGUUUCUGUAUGGUCCUGGCAGGAUUGGGUGGUGCGAUUGGAUUUAGCAUUGUGCUAGACAGAACUCUCAAGUUUAAAGCAAUAACUAUAGUCAUAUACAUGUUCUCGAUCAUCAGUGUCGUGUUUUUCAUGUACGCUCUAGAAUCCAGGAUCAAAUGGCUGACGUAUUUAAGCUGCGCUUCUGUGGGAUUGUUUACCACAGCUUUCAUGCCAGUAGGUUUCGAAUUCGCAAUGGAAAUGACAUAUCCAGCCGAAGAGAGCACCACUUCUGGUAUUCUGAUGGCGAUGACACAAGUCUUGGGUGUAGUAUUCACCAUUUCAUUAGGCGUUCUAAACAAAAAUCUUGGAUGCUUUUGGGCCUUAGCUAGUCAAGCGUUUCUUUUAUUAAUAGGAGCAUUAGUUAACUUAUUCGUUCCUAGCAACGUAUUGCUACGACAAGAUGCUCUCAACCAAAUAAAUUACGGAUCGAAGAGAUUAGAUCACCAUAGGUCUUCAAGAUUAGUUUAUAUACAAUAGAAGUUGUUGACAUAUUCUGGAGAGAUCUGAUAAGCCGAGAUUUUAGUAUCAAAGCCACAUGCUUAGUAUGACUCUAUAAAUUACAUGUCCUCAUGUUUUCACUUUUUCUUCAUAACUUAAUUUUUUAAUGCCUUUUUUAUACUAAUUUCAUUGUUUUUAUAACGAAGUCAUGUCUGGUAUCUUGUGCCCCGCAUGCCAAUGACGGAUUAUUUCUUGGAUUCUUUUUUUAUUUUAUAAUUGAAUGUCUUAUCUUAUCUUAAAAAGAGAAAAACACUAACACAAAGGAACAAGGAGAAAUAGAAAAUGAGAGAGAAGAGAAGAGGCACAAAUCCAAAAAAGAAUAACGUCACCAUCAUCAGCAUCGCCAUUACCGUACGCGUACACUGCUCGACAUAGGUCUCACUCAGCCCAUUCCAUUUGUCUUUGUAUUAUAUGGCUUGCAUCCAUUUACUGCUAAUGCGCUUCAAGUCGUCAUUCCAUCUAAUUGGUGGGCGUCCCCUUCUUAUCUUGGUUUGCACUCGACAACACCCAACAUCUGGUGCUCUAUAACUCGCUAAGUCAAACGAAUCUUAUUAACUACCUUUUUUGUGAGAUAUGUUUCCCUUUAUAAGUGAAUACAGGUAACAUACAUAUAAGGACGAUGUCACCUGCGAAUCGCAAAUGACUGAGCUUCACUCCAUUUAUGUUGAUACUAUAACUAUACUCGUUCUUAUAAGUAUGUUCUAAAAGGAUUGAGAAUAGCUUUAGAUAAACGGUGUCGUCUUACCGUACUCCUCGCUGUAUAUAGAAUUUAUUUGUUUCUUGUUCAGAUAGUCUUACUCUAGUUGUGGCAUUGUGGUAGAUAUAUUUGAUUAUAUUAGUGUAGCAAUGAUCUACAGCAUUAUGUCAAUGCUUUUAAUAUUUUGUUUCGGUUUAUGGUAUUGAAUUCUUUCUCGUAGUCCACGAAUAUCGGUGCUAAUGGUUUGUUGUAUUCUGCAGAGUUCUACAUCAGGUUCUUAAAAAUAAUAAUGAAGGAAAGCAAAUUCUAUUUCUUGCUGACCCACACCUAUUAAAAUCUAUAAAACAUCAUUACACCAUCCUAGUCAUUACAGUUCUAAAUAGUAACAUGCGAAAUAGAUGAUUAAAGGCACAUCAUAGAAAAAAUUAAUUAGUGAAGUAGCAAUAAAUGCAUUAUGAGGGUUAUAUCUUGUAAAUUAAUCGAAGCAGGAUAGCAAAUUUUGGAGUUUCAUUAAAAAAAAGAUAAUGCAAAAUGGAAAUCUUACAAAAAAACUUUUUUACAAUAUUUCCCAAAGUAAAUAAGGUUAAAGUAUUGGUGGUUUAGAUAAAAGAGUUCCUUAACAACAGAUCUGCGUUUGAAUUUGAUGUUAUUUGGAUGGAAACUUAUAAGUUAUUACCAAUUUGGUAAAUGGAGAUAGGUUGCGAAGUAAACAAAGACCAACAAUCUGAAUAAGGGGCAAUUGUCUAAUAGAAUAACAUGACUAGUGAUAAUAUUUAUUUCUGGACCAAAAGGGAUAUAUCAGACAAUUUUAAGUUAUUCUAUGAAAAUCCAUCUCAUUGCUAACCUACUCUUGUCAAUUUAUGCAGACAAUUUUGUAGUCCUAACCAAAUAUUAAACAUAAUAAUAAAUGAAUAAAAGCCGCCAUGGUAACCUGAUUUUCAAAUUGCGAAGAUCUUUGGCAACAUGUUAUUUAGAGAUUUAAAGAAUUUGGAUGUAAGUACAUAAGCUGUCCAUCGAUCGACAAAGUUGCUAAAAAUUUUCCUAUUUUUUAAUUGCUGUACAAUUUUUUACUAGAUGUUUGUUUCCGUUUUGUUAUACAAUAAUUAAUCUGCAAACUUCCUGGUUUAUUGUUGUUCAAUAAAUUGUUGUUAAUAACUGAGUUAAAAAUAUAUAUUAUAUUUUGAAAUAUGUUAUGUUUUGAAUAACAAGUUACUUGUAAGAUUUAUUAACAACUUAGCUUAAGAUUUACAAUUUAGGAUUAAUUUAUUUUGUAUAAAAUUGUUUUU